UUGAGGCUGCAGAUGAGAACCCAGAGAUCAAACUGUGGAUCUUUAGACGGGAGCAGAAACGCUCAGAUGAAGUGUGGAAGCAGCGCAUCCGAUGAUAAACUAGGCUGCAGAGGAUGAAGGCUGUUUUCUUUUUCUCCUGUUGUUUUCUGACCACGGCUCUGGCUUCCAUCGCAGCUGGAGAAAUAUUUACGUCGCUCCAAAACGUGAGGCAAGCCAUCCUCGUUGAAAGGAAACUGAUCGGUUAUCUGAGAACUUAUAUCGACAGCGAGUUGGAGAGACUAAGGGACAUCAGGCGGUUUUAUGCCAAAGUUUCUGACCUGCACGCAGAACUCUACAAAGGCCCUGCAGCUGCAACAGCAAACCCACUGGUUGCCUUCACCCUGGUCAAACGGCUACAUUCAGAAUGGCUGAACAUCGUUUACAGCAAUGAAGCUCAGGAAAACACUCAAACCCUCAGGUCCAAAUAUGAGGAAGAGGAGGCCGACCUGCCCAAAGUCGAAGACCUUCGAGGGGCUGCAAGGGGGCUGAUGAGGCUCCAGGAUGUGUAUUCUCUGCAGGUUUCAAGUCUUGUAAAGGGUCGUUUCCAAAGGGUUACCAAUGGAGGUGUGAUUGACGUGUGCUCUCCUGCUGUGUCUGUCUCCCUCACGGGUGACGACUGCUUUCUGGUUGGAAAGGUGGCCUAUGAGCAGGAAGAUUAUUACCACUCAGUUCACUGGUUGGAGGAGUCGGUGCGUCUCUUCAGGGGAGAAGGAGGAAAGUGGAGCCCUGAGAAUGAAGGGACUUUAGAGGACGCUCUGGAUCACCUCGCGUUUUCCCACUUUAAAACAGGAAAUGUCUCCUAUGCUUUGAGUUUGUCCCAUGAGUUACUGCAUCAUGAUCCAAUGAAUGGACGGGUGUUGCAGAAUAUUGAGAAAUACGAGAAGCUGCUGGGUUCUGCUGGUGCAUCAAGUGGGGGUAGUUUAAGAAGACCCAGCUCUACUUAUUUAAGGACACAGGACACUUAUGAGAGACUGUGUCUGACUCAAGGCUCGCAGCCAAUGCAUUUUGAAAAUCCCAACCUGUUCUGUGACCACUUCACCAACAACAACAGCCCUGCUCUGCUGCUGCAGCCUGUGAGACGAGAGGUGCUGAGCCUGCAGCCUCAUGUUGUUCUGUACCAUGACUUCAUCACAGGCGCCGAGGCGGAGGACAUCAAACAGCUUGCCCAGUCUGGUUUGAAGAGAUCUGUGGUGGCAAGUGGGAAGAAGCAGGAAACAGCAGAUUAUCGAAUCAGCGAGAGCGCGUGGCUGAAGGGCUCAGAGGGCUCCAUCGUUGGAAGGUUGGACCAAAGGAUUUCUGUGCUAACAGGUUUAAAUGUGAAGCAUCCAUAUGGCGAGUUCCUCCAGGUGGUGAAUUAUGGAAUCGGUGGCCACUAUGAACCUCAUUUUGACCACGCUACAUCGCCCACCAGUCCUGUUUUCAAGCUGAAAACUGGGAAUCGUGUGGCAACCUUCAUGAUUUAUCUCAGCUCAGUUGAAGCUGGUGGGUCCACAGCCUUCAUAUACGCCAACUUCAGUGUUCCAGUAGUAGCGAAGUCUGCCCUAUUCUGGUGGAACCUCCACAGAAAUGGACAGGGGGAUGAAGACACCUUGCAUGCUGGUUGCCCAGUGCUCAUUGGUGAUAAAUGGGUAGCCAACAAAUGGAUCCACGAGUACGGCCAAGAAUUUCAGCAUCGCUGCAGCCUGAAUCCUAAAGAGUGAAAGGGACAAACUGAUCCUGUGAAGAAGAAGCCUUGACCACCGUCAGGCACAUUGGCAAAGAGAGAAGAGGCAACAGCCAAGGUGUGUGUUUGGAAUGGAGGGAUAACUUGAAUCUUUGAUUGGUGCCCAGGGCCCCAGGGAACCUGGGCACUCCUGCAGUGGACACUGAGGUGGAAAAGGAAUGAGGUAUUUGGAAAUCAGCCUACGGAGGCCAAAUAUUUCCACUUGGCAAUUCCUCGCAAUGGAGAAAUAUUUACAUUUAGAUGGAAAUGCUAGCAGAAGCUCAUGCAGGAUAUUUGAUCUGCAGAGGACUGUCAAUUAUUUCAGGGGGAUCAGAUUAAACAGCUGUUCAUCCUAACACUGGUAACAAAGCUAAGCCUUAGUUUAACGACUCACUCACCGGGAUUUGUUUGUUUAGUUCUGCAUGAUAGAACAAUGUUGCUAUUCCUACUGUUUUUGACUCAGAAUGAUGUAGAAACCAAAAAAAAAUAAACUGUUACCGGUAAUUCCACUUUUUAAUUUGCCUCAGAAACUAAUCGUUUUUGAUUAAGAGUCUGGAGGAUUCUGCAUCUUUUUGAACUUACACACAUCAUCAACAUAUUGUUUUAGACAGCUGUCAAAAUACUUCACAGUACGGCUGAUAUAAUUAUGGAGUACUUUGAGUUUUGGUCAGUUAUAAACAGUCAUAAAACCCACCUCAUAAGCAUCAGACCCUUCUAAAGGAAAAUGUUGUGGGAAUGUCCCGCUGCGUGAUGGGCUAAGAUCUUAACUUAAUACUUUUUCUUUCCCACAGGGACACGCAUUUUUUUUUCCAGCUGAGGUAGUCUUUCCAGCCACAGACAGAAACACAGAACAUAUAUGAAUAGAGCAUGUAUUGGAUCUCUAUUGCACAUUCCUGUGCACACACUGAGACCAAGAUAUUCCCAUAGAGCUGUUAGAGAGAAAGGUUGCUCUUUCUUGUUUCACUGUGGAACCUAUCAACAAGUUUUUACGAUUAAAUAUGCAAUUCUGAUGCAUCAGAUAAUUGUAUUGAGUAAAAACUAAUUCUGAUUAUACCGACAGCUCAUAUGUCCUUUUUUUUUUUUAUUUGAAUUAGACCUGCUGAAAGUUUAUCCAGUCUGCAAACACAUAAUGAGAGAGUUUGGAAAAUUAAAGUCACCGAUGUAACCUUAUUAUUCUACUUUUUCCUAAAUGCAGCUCUCACUGUUACCACAGCAAACACAGAGGGACUCUCAAUGGCUUUUCAAACUGCCUAAAACACCUGAGUAGAUGUUUGGCAUUCUGCAAGAAACUGUCAAAAACAAACAGAAAAAAACUGUUUAAAGUGAAUUGGGG
This is a messenger RNA of Cyprinodon variegatus (sheepshead minnow), 3074 nucleotides long. RefSeq names its product prolyl 4-hydroxylase, alpha polypeptide III (gene p4ha3). The transcript has 13 exons. The coding region runs from base 114 to 1739 and encodes 541 amino acids. Gene Ontology annotation, molecular function: procollagen-proline 4-dioxygenase activity; protein binding; iron ion binding. NCBI's taxonomy places the organism in Eukaryota, Metazoa, Chordata, Actinopteri, Cyprinodontiformes, Cyprinodontidae. Gene Ontology annotation, biological process: peptidyl-proline hydroxylation to 4-hydroxy-L-proline. The record is from RefSeq and is a predicted model, not a curated record. Gene Ontology annotation, cellular component: endoplasmic reticulum.